Messenger RNA from Darwinula stevensoni, 741 nucleotides. NCBI's taxonomy places the organism in Eukaryota, Metazoa, Arthropoda, Ostracoda, Podocopida, Darwinulidae. The record is from the annotation of a GenBank genome assembly.
AUGGAACUUUUGCUCAUGAUAGACUCUGCCAAAAGAGCAUCAGCAGGCUAUAUCACGGCAGUCAUUCCUUAUUUCGGCUAUGCACGUCAAGACCGUAAAGACAAACCAAGAGUACCUAUUUCUGCCAAAUUGGUAGCCAAUAUCCUACAAGCAUCUGGUGUAAACCGUAUCAUGACCAUGGAUCUUCAUGCUGAACAAAUCCAAGGCUUUUUUGAUAUACCUGUGGAUCACCUCAAAAGUGAAGCCAUCUUUAUACCUUACUUGGCAAAACAAGACCUAUCGAAUGUAACCUUCGCCUCACCUGAUGUAGGCGGAGUAAAAAGAGCAAGAUCUUAUGCUAAAUACUUCGAACGAGAUCUCGUGAUCUGCGAUAAAGAACGUCGAGUUGCAAAUGAAGUAGCUGCUAUCACGGUGAUCGGAGAUGUUGCUGGCAAGGAUGUAAUUCUCAUAGAUGACAUCAUAGAUACGGCUGGCACGCUUUGCAAAGCUGCUGAUGCGCUGAUAGAGAAAGGUGCCAAAAGUGUAAAAGCUAUGCUGACACAUGCCGUUCUUUCUGGUAAUGCCUAUGAUAAUAUCAAUAAUUCCUUGAUCACAGAAGUCAUCGUCACUGACAGUAUUCCGCUAAGAGGCAAGUCGGACAAAAUUGUUGUAUUAUCCUGUGCCAAGUUGUUUGCACGUGCCAUCAGAAACACCCAUGAGUAUAAGUCGAUUGCUGCCUUGUUUGUGGAUAAGAAUAUUUAA